Messenger RNA from Nicotiana attenuata, 1902 nucleotides. RefSeq names its product probable calcium-binding protein CML22. NCBI's taxonomy places the organism in Eukaryota, Viridiplantae, Streptophyta, Magnoliopsida, Solanales, Solanaceae. The record is from RefSeq and is a predicted model, not a curated record. Gene Ontology annotation, molecular function: calcium ion binding. Bases 929 to 1732 code for a protein of 267 amino acids. The transcript has 6 exons.
UAACAUUUUUAGUUGAGAUUACGCGUGAUCCUCUCCUUCUUCUCUACUAUUUUCUUUUUUGGAGACCAUCCCUUUUUUGUUGAACUUUUUCUUUAUUUUUCUUCCCUAUAUUAUUGAAAAACCAAAUAUUUUAACCAACACAAAGAGGAGGGAAAACUAAUGCAUAAAGAAGCACAAUGACUAUCUUGAAGUAGAGUGAAAAACAAGUUUGUCUAAAUUAGUUUUACUCAACAAUUCAACUUAUUCUUGAUUGAGGUUACAGAUGUUAAUUAUUAGAUGAAUUUGCGCUGCAUGGUCAUACCACCAACAACAACAACAACAACAAUGGAGGGUAGUGUGUACGCACUACUCCUACCCUGAGAGGACAGAGAGGUUGUUUACGAUAAAACCAAAGCUAAAUACAAAAUGAAAAGAAGCAGUGGCAAUAUUUUUGAUGUAAUAACUAAACAACGGAUUUCAGUUGUACCCCUAUAAGAGAAAGCCACUGCGCGCUAGCCUAGCUAUAGCUAAUAUUUUUCGGCUGGCUGUUAUGUUAGUUGUAGCGCGCCUUCUUUCCCUCCUUCUCUUACACUGGAAAAUGUAUAGGAGGGGAAUAGAUUAAUGGAAGCUUAUAGUCAAAGUAAUGAUUGUAUUUUCUGCUAGUGGAAGAGAAAGAAAGAAGGAAAGAAAGUUCCAUUCUAUUACAUUCUAUUGAAAAAGCAUAAUGGGAUUUCUACUUAACUUUUCUAGUACUCUUUUCCUCAUUGCCUCCUCUCCACUUCACCCCUUUUCUAUUCUGUUGCAUUCCCUUUUUAACACUCUACCUAUAUAUAUAUAUAUAUUUGUGAAAUUUACUCCUUGUCAAAGGAAUCAGGAGCAGACCCUUAUGGUGUGUUGAGCUCUUUUCCAUCAACAAAACCAUGAAAGAUUCAGUAGGCUUUUGCAGUUGAUGUUAUAUAAGAAUUUACUUGCCUGCAAAAUCUUCUGUAUUUGGAACCUUGAAGAGGAGCCUCGGAGCAACGGCUCAGCUCAGUCAUGUCCAGUACUCAAGUUAUUGUCCAACAAGGUUGGAAACAUACUGUGUUUUUGGAAUGCACCAAAGAAGUACAGAAGAAUAGAUGCUAAGCUUGAAACAAAAUUGAUGGAGCUUAAGAGAAGUUCAUCAGGGCAAACCAACUUCAGGUCAAUCAAUAGCAUAAUCUUGAAAUUUCCUCAGUACAAAGAGGGGUUGAAGGAGAUAAAAGGCGUCUUUGAACAGUGCGAUGAAGAUUCAAAUGGGACUAUUGACCGCAGAGAACUAAAGAAAUGCGUAAAGAAGCUGCAAUUUCAUGUUAAAGAUGAGGAAAUUGAUGAUCUUUUCGACUCGUGUGAUGUGGAUGAAAAGGACGGGAUUCAAUUCAAUGAGUUCAUUGUUCUUCUAUGCCUUGUUUAUCUCUUGAUGGAUUCAUCCUCCUCCUCUCGCAAUAUGUCGAAGAUUGGCACACCAGAGCUAGAAGCAACAUUCAAUACAAUAGUUGAGGCAUUCUUGUUUCUUGAUAAAAAUGGUGAUGGGAAACUGCACAAGAAAGAAGUCGUCAAGGCAUUAAACGACGAUUGUCCUUCCGAGAAAUCCCCUUCUCAUGUCACUCGGAUUCGAUUCAAAGAAAUGGACUGGGACAGGAGUGGCAAGGUCAGCUUCCGGCAAUUUCUUUUUGCAUUUCUUGAUUGGGUUGGUGUAAACACAGACGAUGAGAAUCACACAACUGAAAGGUAGACCGAUUGCUCAAGGCCAAAGACAAGCAAGGAAAGAAUGUGAAGCGAGGUCAGACUAGCAUCUGUACAUAUACAAUAGUUAACUGUACACGUUCAAGUUCCGAUAUUGUUGCAUUUCUGAACAUAUGUUACAAAUAAGCUUUCAUAUUAAAGUUAUAUUCUGCUAUUGUA